This is a messenger RNA of Trichoderma reesei QM6a, 1152 nucleotides long. RefSeq lists its product as uncharacterized. Bases 1 to 1152 code for a protein of 383 amino acids. The record is from RefSeq and is a predicted model, not a curated record. Lineage: Eukaryota; Fungi; Ascomycota; Sordariomycetes; Hypocreales; Hypocreaceae. The transcript is spliced from 2 exons.
AUGCGCCUCAUCACGACUGCCACCCUCUUGGCUUCCUUCCUGGGCCGUGCUUAUGCCGCCGACAUCUCCAGCGCCGACGGCGUGUCGCCGGCUUCGUCCGAGGUUGCGGCUAUCCGCACCUUUUUCUACACGGGCGGCGGCUAUGCUGACGACGGCGCUGGCGGCCACAUCUAUCGCGAGCAGAUGUAUGUCGAGAGGCUCCAGCCGGCCAAGGGGGUCAGCAAGCCCACGCCUCUUGUCUUCAUCCACGGCCAGGCCCAGACCGGCACCAACUUCUUGAACAAGCCUGACGGUAGCCGAGGCUGGGCUUCUCUGUUCCUGGACCAGGGAUAUGAAAUCUACAUCGUAGAUCAGACGCUGCGAGCCCGAUCCCCAUGGCAGCCUGCCUACAUGGCGGCCUUGCCGUCUACCUACUCAGCUGAGAUCAUCCAGCAACGGUUCACCGCUGUCCAGGACUACAAUCUCUGGCCGCAAGCUGGCCUGCACACGCAGUGGCCUGGUAACGGCUCCAUGGGCGACCCCAUCUUCGACACGUUCUACAGCUCCAAUGUCCAGUUCAUCAGCAACGCCGCCUACCAGCAGACUACGGUCCAGAACGCCGGCGCGGCGCUGCUGGACAAGAUUGGCAAGCCCGUCAUCCUGGUCGGCCACAGCCAGGGCGGCAUCAUGCCCAUUGUCAUUGCCGAUGCCCGCCCCAAGCUCACCAAGGCCCUCGUCUUGCUUGAGCCCACAGGCCCUCCUUUUCGAGAGGCCAUCUUCAGCACGACUCCCGCUCGCGCCUGGGGCUUGGCGGACAUUAAGCUUACCUACACGCCCCCUGUCAAUGUUCCUUCUGUGGACCUUGUGCAGCAGGUCUAUCCUGCUCCUGAUGCGAACCAUACCGACUGUGUGCUCCAGGCCUCUUCUCCGGCGCCGAAACAGCUCACGAACCUGGCUAGCAAGCCGAUUCUUGUUGUCACCUCGGAGUCGUCGUAUCACGCGCCGUAUGACUACUGCACUGUAAAGUACCUGAAGCAAGCGGGCUGCUCUCUGACGAGUCACCUUGAGCUUGCAAAGGCGGGAUUCCACGGCAAUGGCCACCUGUUCUUCAUGGAAAAGAACAGUGACCAGAUUCAGCAGACGCUUCAGAGUUGGAUCGCCAAGCUGGGGUGA